Lotus japonicus is the source of this 2364-nucleotide messenger RNA. RefSeq lists its product as uncharacterized. NCBI's taxonomy places the organism in Eukaryota, Viridiplantae, Streptophyta, Magnoliopsida, Fabales, Fabaceae. Gene Ontology annotation, molecular function: DNA helicase activity. The record is from RefSeq and is a predicted model, not a curated record. The transcript has 3 exons. Gene Ontology annotation, biological process: DNA repair; telomere maintenance. The coding region runs from base 1 to 2364 and encodes 787 amino acids.
AUGCGCGAGUGGUUUGCAUAUAGGUUGCAAGAAAGAAAAGGAGAAUCACCUAUUGUUCUUCAAUCUAGGAGACUGUUCCAGCAAUUUCUGGUGGACUCUUAUACCAUGGUUGAAGCUGAUAGAAUGCGAUAUUAUAGGACAAUACAACCGAAACUGCGAGUGGAACGUUACAAGGGAUUGCACGAGUGCUUGGUCCGUGGAGAAACAAAUGCAGCUGCAACAGGUCAGCGAAUCAUAUUGCCUGGAUCAUUUACUGGAGGGCCGAGAUACAUGUUCAACAAUUGCAAGGACUCAUUUGCCAUUUGUAGAUAUAUCGGAUAUCCUAGCUUAUUUAUCACUAUGACAUGCAAUCCAGAAUGGCCUGAAGUCAAACGUUUUGUUGAAACACGAGGUUUCAAGCCUGAGGAUAGACCCGACAUACUUUGUAGAGUUUUCAAAAUGAAGUUGGACGAACUAAUUGAUGACUUGAAGAGCGGAAAAGUGUUCGGAAAGAUUAGUGGAUGUAAGCCUACUGAUUCAAUCACCAUCGAAUUUCAAAAGCGAGGUCUUCCCCACGCACACAUUUUGGUCUUUGUCCAUGCCAAAUUCAAGCCCAAGACCCCCGAAGACAUCGACCAAGUUAUAUCCGCAGAAAUUCCAGACCGUACCAACAAUCCUGAAUUAUUUGAGGCUGUGCAGAAGUAUAUGAUUCACGGACCAUGCGGUGUACUAAGUUUGAAGUCACCAUGUAUGAACAAUGGAAAAUGCUCCAAGUUCUUUCCUAAAGAGUUUAGGACGAGGACCAUUAUUGAUGAUGAAGGUUUUCCUAAAUAUAGAAGAAGAGAGGAUGGCAGGACUGUCAAAAAGGGCAAAACUGUGCUGGAUAAUAGAUAUGUUGUGCCAUACAACCCAUUGCUACUCCAAAAAUAUAGAGCUCACAUUAACGUUGAGUACACGUGCCAGACAAGUGCAAUAAAAUAUCUUUUCAAGUAUGUCCAUAAAGGCAACGACAAAGUGACGGCUGAAUUUUACCGAACUUCGGAUUCAAGUAAUCCAUCCCAAGUGAUUGAUGAAAUAAAAAAUUACUAUGACUGCAGAUACAUCUCUGCAUGUGAGGCAGCAUGGCGAUUGUUUGGAUUUGAAGUGCACUAUAGAGAGCCUCCAGUUGUGAGGUUGUCAUUCCAUCUUCCGGGUGAGCAAAGCGUAGUGUACAAUGAUGGUGAGACAGUACAGGAUGCAAUUGAAAAGGCCGACAUUAAGAAAAACAAGUUUAUAGGUUGGAUGGAGGCUAACCAACUUUAUGCGGCUGGACGAGACAUUACUUAUUCAGAAUAUCCCACCAAAUUUGUUUGGAAAGACGACACAAGAGAAUGGCGCCCUAGAAAACAGGGUUUCUCAAUUGGUAGAAUUUCACAUGUGCCUCCAUCAUGCGGCGAGGACUAUUACUUAAGGAUCCUUCUGAACGUUCAAAAAGGUUGCACGAGUUUUAAAGACAUUCUCACUGUGAAAGAAGUGACCUACAGUACUUUUAAGGAUGCGUGUUGUGCUCUUGAUUUGCUAGAAGAUGACAAAGAAUUUGUAGACGCAAUAAAAGAUGCCAGCUUCUGGGGGUCAGGAGAGUAUCUUAGAAGACUGUUUGUGGUGUUGUUGAUGUCUAACAACAUGUCAAAUCUCGAGGUAGUUUGGGAUAAGUGCUGGCAAGAGCUUUCAGAUGAUAUUCUCUACAGACAAAGAAGACGCUUAGAUUACCCAGACAUUGUUGUCGAAGACGUUGGACAAAGACUGAUUGUAGAGGAGUUGAAUUACGACAGGAAUGAAAUGAAUGAAUACUUGGACCAAUGUCUCUCCUCAAUAACUGACGAACAAAGGCAUGCGUAUGACAAAAUAAUUAACGCCGUCUAUGGAAACAAAGGUGGAUUUUUCUUCCUGUAUGGCUACGGUGGGACGGGUAAAACCUUUGUCUGGAAAACGCUUUCAGCAUCCAUUCGAUCAAGAGGUGAUAUUGUUCUCAAUGUGGCUUCAAGUGGUAUUGCUGCACUGUUGUUGCCUGGAGGAAGGACGACGCACUCCAGGUCCAAGAUUCCCAUACCUAUAACUGAGGAUUCAACAUGCAACAUAAAGCAUAACAACCCUCAUGCUAAAUUGCUGAUAAAGGCGAAACUGAUCAUUUGGGACGAAGCUCCUAUCAUGAGUAAAUGGUGUUACGAGGCUUUGGAUAAGUGCUUGAGAGACAUUUUGAGGUUCACCCCAGGAUAUGACUCCAGCUUGCCGUUCGGAGGAAAAGUUGUGGUUCUGGGCGGUGAUUUCAGGCAAAUCUUACCUGUAAUUCCAAGGGCAUCCAGGCAAGAUGUCAUCAGUGCAACAAUAAAUUCAUCCUAUCUAUGA